Molecule: messenger RNA, 1320 nt
Organism: Fundulus heteroclitus (mummichog)
Lineage: Eukaryota; Metazoa; Chordata; Actinopteri; Cyprinodontiformes; Fundulidae
Product: 2-acylglycerol O-acyltransferase 2-A
Exons: 9
Coding region: 304-1311 (335 amino acids)
Biological process (GO): triglyceride biosynthetic process
Cellular component (GO): endoplasmic reticulum membrane
Molecular function (GO): diacylglycerol O-acyltransferase activity
Source: RefSeq, a predicted model, not a curated record
AGCAGUUGGUCAACUGGACGGAUUGGCCAACAGGAACACGCCCUGGGCUGAGCUGUGCGCAUGCGCAGAGGAAGCAGCAGCGUGUAGAAAGUUUGUAGUUUCGAGAGUUCGGAAUCUGGAGAUGAGUUACAGGAAAGGAAGAAGAUCUGCUGCUGAUUUAAAGACAAAGAUCUGCUGAGGAGUUAAAGGAGGAGGAGAUCUGCAGCUCCUGCAGGAGGACAGGCUCCAACACCGACCAGCUCCCGGGACAAACAGCGGCUCCUCUUUGCUCUCCCAGCCGGACUCAGCCGCUCCUCCCCCGGCAUGAAGAUCCAGUUCGCCCCGCUGAACGUUCCCCUGCAGAGGAGGCUGCAGACCGCCGCCGUCCUGCAGUGGGUCUUCUCCUUCCUGGCUCUGGCUCAGUGCUGUCUGGCUGCCUUCGUCCUCCUGGCUCUCUCUGAUUGGUGGAUGGGGGCCCUGCUGUACGCCGGUUGGCUGUGGCUGGACUGGGACACGCCCACCACAGGAGGCCGGCGGUCCCGGUGGGUGAGGAACUGGACCGUGUGGGAGUACUUCCGGGACUACUUCCCGCUGACGCUGGUGAAAACUGUCGAUCUGGACCCGACCAAGAACUACAUCUUUGGCUUCCACCCCCACGGGGUUCUGGUGGCCGGCGGGUUCGGGAACUUCUGCACCGAGGCCACAGGGUUCUCCCGUCUGUUUCCGGGUCUCAGGUCUCACCUGCUGAUGCUGCCCUUCUGGUUCCGAGUGCCGUUCUUCAGGGACUACAUCAUGUGUGGAGGGCUGGUGUCCAGCUGUAAGUCCAGUCUGUCCCACCUGGUCAGCCGUCCUGAAGGAGGUAACGUGGCUGUCAUUGCAGUGGGCGGAGCCCCUGAAGCUCUGGAUGCUCGGCCUGGAGCUCUGACUCUGCAGGUGAAGAACAGGAAGGGCUUCAUCAAGCUGGCCCUGAAACACGGAGCUCAGCUGGUUCCGGUCUUUUCUUUUGGAGAAAACGAGCUUUUUGAUCAGAUGGAGAACCCGGCUGGAUCUCCCCUGAGGAAGCUACAGAACCGGCUGCAGAGCAUCAUGGGAGUAGCGAUGCCUGUGUUUCACGCCAGAGGGGUUUUCCAGUACAGCUUCGGUCUGAUUCCCUACAGGAAGCCUAUUCACACUGUCGUUGGGAAGCCAAUCCCAGUCCGCCAGACUUCGUGUCCCAGUUCAGAGGACAUUGAUGGUCUCCACAAGGUCUACCUGCAAAGCCUCAUGGAGCUGUUUGAGGAGAACAAACGCACCUACGGUCUGGAAGAAGAUCAGCACCUCACCUUCAUAUGAACCAUGUAU